AUGGCCAGAGGAGGAGCACCUGAUCUGGAGCCGUCGGCUGUCGCCAAGGUGUUUUCAGCUGGAACAGCUGGAUGCGUGGCUGACGUGACCACCUACCCACUGGACACGGCCAAAGUCCGACUACAGGUCCAAGGAGAAUCUAUGCCUUUAUCUAAAAGCCAAAAGGUUAAAUAUCGAGGUGUGUUUGGCACCAUCGUCACCAUCGUGAAGACCGAGGGGCCGAGGAAUCUGUACAAUGGGCUUCUGGCAGGACUGCAGCGACAGAUUUUCUUCGCCUCAAUCCGGAUCGGUUUAUACGACACCAUGAAGCAGCUGUACGCGCGCGGAUCAGAAAAUACUGGACUCGGGACUCGACUGCUGGCUGGCGGCACCACAGGGGCGUUGGCGGUGGCUUUCGCUCAGCCCACCGAUGUGGUGAAAGUCAGGUUUCAGGCUCAGAUCCAGCUGCCUGACAACAGCUCGCUGAAGAGAUACAGCAGCACUACCCAUGCCUACAGGAUCAUAGCCAAAAAUGAAGGCGUUAGAGGCCUCUGGAAAGGCUGUCUACUGAACAUAGCUCGUAACUCCAUGGUAAACUGCUCUGAGCUGGUUACAUAUGACGUCAUCAAAGAGCUCAUCCUGAAGAACCACCUGAUGACAGACAACAUGCCGUGUCACUUCACCGCAGCCUUUGCCGGAGGAUUCUGCACCACCUUUGUAACGUCUCUGGUGGACGUGGUGAAAACCCGCUUCAUGAACUCAGUACCAGGGCAGUACGGCGGUGCUGUAAACUGUGCCCUCACCAUGAUGAUUAACGAAGGACCCUCAUCUUUUUAUAAAGGCUUCAUGGCUUCGUUUCUUCGUAUGGUCUCCUGGAACAUUGUGAUGUUUGUGAGCUACGAGCAGAUUAAGAGGGCUGUGGUGAGACUUCAGCAUCGCCGAGAGUCUCGAUUCAGGCCCGCUCGUUGA
Messenger RNA from Nematolebias whitei (Rio pearlfish), 948 nucleotides. RefSeq names its product mitochondrial uncoupling protein 2-like. Lineage: Eukaryota; Metazoa; Chordata; Actinopteri; Cyprinodontiformes; Rivulidae. Gene Ontology annotation, biological process: response to cold; mitochondrial transport; adaptive thermogenesis. Gene Ontology annotation, cellular component: mitochondrial membrane. Gene Ontology annotation, molecular function: oxidative phosphorylation uncoupler activity. The coding region runs from base 1 to 948 and encodes 315 amino acids. The transcript has 6 exons. The record is from RefSeq and is a predicted model, not a curated record.